GGGCCUUUCCGCGUUUCCACUUCUGCAGAUAAGGGCCAGCCGGAUAAACGGUCUCUUGUUUUAUCUGCCGUAUUUUCGCUUGGCGCGUCACUGUACGUUGGUAGAAGUCGUGGGACGGUGUCCUCCGCUCAAUCCGUCCGCGCGUGGCUGUCGUAGAAGAGGGACCCGAAGAGAAAACCAGAACGCGCACCGGAAUGCCUUACCCAGAGCGCUUCCAGGACCAGCCGCCUUCGACGAGGGAGCCGUCCUUCCGCGGUGGCAUCUACCGGAGCACGGCGGACGGGGCGAGCAUGUCGACCACCAACCUGGCCGAGAACGCGGCUCCGCCGGCAGCCCUGCCGGCGCCCCCGCUGGUCCCGUCCUCCAAGAUGGAGGAGGACACCGAGUCCGCCAGGGGAGGCUUGCGGCCACCACACCACGGCUGCUGCCACGACUUCCUGCGGCACAACAAGUUGACGGUGGCCACCAUCGCCGCAGUGGUGGCAGGCAUCACGCUGGGGGUCCUCCUCAGGCCCCUCGGGCCGUUUUCCAAGCGCAACAUCAUGUACAUCAACUUCCCGGGCGAGGUGUUUCUGCGAAUGCUCCGUGGGCUGAUCCUGCCGCUGAUCACGUCCAGCAUGGUAGCCGCGGUCGGGUCCCUGGACGCUCGUUUGUCCGGCAAGAUCGGCCUGCGUGCCGUUGUGUACUACUUCACAACCACCUUCAUGGCCAUCGUGCUGGGCAUCGUGCUCGUGCUCGCCAUCCAGCCGGGCUCCGGGGACAGCAAGCUGCCGGCCUCGGGCACCUCCAAAGCCAGGCUGGUCACCACCGCCGACACCCUCAUGGACCUCAUCAGGAAUGCGUUCCCUCCAAAUGUCAUCGAAGCUUGCGUUACUCAGUUUUCCACCCUUGUCAUACAACCCACGGGAAACGCCAGCAACACGUCCAUGUACGACUGGGACUUCCAGACAGUCAGCGACCCCGGCACCAACAUCCUGGGCCUUAUCGUGUUCUGUAUUGCCCUCGGGGCCACCGUGGGUAGGAUGGGGGACAGCGGCAAGCCCCUGCUGGACAUGUUCACGUCCCUCUCGGACGCCAUGAUGAUCAUCACCAAGCUGGUCGUCUGGUUCUCCCCGGUGGGCGUGAUGUUCCUGGUGAUGGCAAAGAUGCUAGCCAUGGAGGACUUCUCGGUGGUGGCCGGCCAGGUGGGCAUGUACUCGCUCACCGUGCUCCUGGGCCUCUUCCUGCACGGCUUCAUCGUGCUGCCGCUCAUCUACUCGAUCGUGAUGCGAAAGGCGCCCUUCCUCUUCCUCAUGGACAUGAUGCAGGCCAUUGCCACCGCCUUCGGCACGGCCUCCAGUUCGGCAACCCUACCAGUGACCAUCGCCAUCCUCGAGGAUAAGGUGAAGGUGAACCCCAAGGUGGUGCGCUUCUGCAUCCCCAUCGGAGCCACUAUCAACAUGGACGGCACGGCGCUCUACGAGGCGGUGGCUGCCAUCUUCAUCGCCCAGGUGCGCAAGGUGCCGCUGGACAUCGGCAAGGUCAUUGCCAUCAGUGUGACGGCCACGGCUGCCAGUAUCGGCGCGGCCGGGAUUCCCCAGGCGGGCCUGGUGACCAUGGUGAUGGUUCUCAACGCCGUCGGACUUCCGGCGGACGACAUCACGCUCAUCAUUGUCGUCGACUGGAUUCUGGACCGAUUCCGCACUGCCAUCAACGUCCUAGGAGACGCCGUCGGUGCCUGCGUCGUGGAGAGGUUGAGUCUUGAAGACCUCAAGCCCAAGGCGUCGGGGGCUCAGGGCUCCAAAGACACGGUCAUGACGUCCAUGUAGACGCUGAAACCAUCUCAAACACAACGUAACAUGCGCUGUCGCAAACCGGCCUCCCAAGGUUGCUUGCGAGUCAAGGACUCAAACAUCGCCGUGUUUGCCAAAUCCUGUCCGUAGUCAGGCCAAGGCCGCACCAGACGGUUCAUCUGACCGCCUAGCAAAUUAGCGGGCGGUUUGGAAGAUUUCGUUGUCCAUAGAUAUGACCCACAUGUUUAGAGGACUGUGCUGCAGUUUGCACAUAUCUAGAUCCCGUGUAUAGGCGGCCUUUGCAGAAAAGGAAAGGACGUGUGUUGUUGUUGUUUCCGAUGCGUGGGCAGUUUUGCGUUUCUGAUUUGUCAAAGUUUGCUUUACAUACAGUCAUGCUCCAGGGUUUUCGGCCAAUCACCCAUAGGAGUUCGACAGUUUAUGUUAUAGGAGUAAAUCGAAGUUAUUAUUAAUCCUGUAGAAAUAUUCGUGUGGUUGUGUUUUCUCCUCUCUACGUACUUUGGAGCUGAAGAUGAGUGCAGGUACUUCGCUACACCUGUACGACGAAAGUUCAUACGUUGGUAGACUGUCUUUGAACAAAAACAAAAGAAAACAAAAACAGAAGUAGAUCACUGGUAAUUGUAAAUAUAUUUAAGUAUCUUAAAUCGGAGAUUCAUGAAAGAAAAUAGUUAACACGAGCGGCUAAAUACACAACAGUAAAAGAAAUGCAAAACAAAAUUACCUAUGUGAAAUAAGUUAGCUGAUAACUUGCUGAAAACGGUUAACAUUUCAACAGUAACAGCUUAGAGUUAUUGCAGUGGCUAAAACAAUGUUGAAAUUGUUUGGCUAGCUGGAAUAUAAAGUUGUGUCAGGUGUAAAAAAAAAGAAAACGAAUUUUCCCGAUGUAAAGGCAUCGCUCAUCUACACGACACGGUGCAUCACAAGGCCAAUAAAUCUACUAAGUCUUUUAUGGUAAAAAUAUACCAGCUUGUAUAGGGCAGUUAUUUGAAGUGAAAGAGAAUAACGCGGUAUGAGAGCAAACAAACGUCUUAGCUUAGUGGGCUGCAAAAAAGCCGGCUUAAGAAGUGGGACGGCUUAUACCGCAAACAUGAAACAGAUACCUGUGGAGGCCGUCGUACUGUCCUACAUAAACAUUCCGAUUGAAUUGGCCGGCAUAAUUAACGCAGAAAAUAAUAUUUCUUUUUUACUGACGACGUAUAGCGCAAUAGGUCAUUUUAUUUUUAAAGAGGCUACAGAGUGUUACCGAUGUGCACUGCUUAGCAUGUGCGUCAGUGUGCUGUACAGUACAUGUAAAAAAAAAUGUUGUAAACCGGUGGAUAAUCGCGCCACGUAAAAAUGUCUUCUAUUUCCGUAGGUGCAUACUUUGUGAUGAGUGUAACGAAUGUUUUUGGUGAAAACACCUGCAACCAUAUCGUGUAAAUAGUUAAACAGUGUAGAAGGUCAAGGCCUUGUUCACAUAUAAUCAAAUCAUUAUCUAUUCUCACGUGUGGUUUGACUGCCAUCAUGAGCUGAUCACCAGUGACCUGACGUAUGUUUCAUCGACGUCCUCCAGCAUGAAGGGCUGAGUUGACUCUUGAUGAAUCUUGAGGCUGCUAGUGAGAGUAUACUGUCAUCCCCUUAAAAGAAAAUAUUUCAUCAGAACUUUUAUAUAGUUUUCCAACUGUGUUGGGACUAAUUUCUGACUGGCAUCAAGGAGUAUGGUAUGACGAAAUGGUAACAAAAAGUUACCUUUAUUUGUAAAACAUUUUGUCAUAGUAAUUCUAUGCGCCGUUGGCAUUGGCUAUUUCUUUCGAAUCAAACGAUUAUAUUCUAUACCCUGUAUAUACAGACAUUGCGCUAUAAAAGAUUGUAAUUGUGUUUUGAUGACUCAUAAUUUAUUCUGUUAAAUUAUGUCCCAACGAGGUUAUUUAAACUUUCGCCGAUAUCAUGUCGUCUGUUUGUAUUGUCUUCUCCGCCCUUAGGAGAUUCGUCUUCUGUGCAUUGUUGUGAUUUUUUUUUUCA
Ixodes scapularis (black-legged tick) is the source of this 3791-nucleotide messenger RNA. It is a transcript of the gene Eaat1, whose product is annotated as excitatory amino acid transporter 3. Gene Ontology annotation, biological process: L-glutamate transmembrane transport. Gene Ontology annotation, cellular component: plasma membrane. The transcript has 10 exons. The record is from RefSeq and is a predicted model, not a curated record. The coding region runs from base 195 to 1808 and encodes 537 amino acids. Lineage: Eukaryota; Metazoa; Arthropoda; Arachnida; Ixodida; Ixodidae. Gene Ontology annotation, molecular function: L-glutamate transmembrane transporter activity; neutral L-amino acid transmembrane transporter activity; glutamate:sodium symporter activity.